Molecule: messenger RNA, 2010 nt
Organism: Thlaspi arvense
Lineage: Eukaryota; Viridiplantae; Streptophyta; Magnoliopsida; Brassicales; Brassicaceae
Source: the annotation of a GenBank genome assembly
AUGAGUUUCUUUAUGAUGGGAUACACUAAACCUCAAGAUCAAAGCACAACAAGGAAGAAGCUUUUAUGUCAAUGUUACACAUGUUUGAGACCUUUGCUUGGUGGAGGAGAGCAGAUGAUCUAUAAGUUCAUUUUGCUGAGAGCUGGAAUUAGAUGCACCAGAAAACGCGAGACGGAUGAGUCGUCAACGAGAGAAAGUAUCAAUCUCCCAACGAAAAAUAUGAAACUUGUGAGUGUGUUGAAGAUGGGUCGAAACAUGAAAAAAACUUUGAGCAAGAACAAUGAUGCUGACGAAAAGAAACUUUUGCCCAUUACACUGCUUGAGAACGAAGAUGAUGUUGUGAUCAAACAUGAAGGACAGUCAAGAGGGAAUAGGCGAGCAGCUAAACAAGGGAGGCAUACAUCUAAGUUUUGUCUGCAUCCAGCUGGUGAUACUCCUUCUGCUUGCAGAUUGUUUGAUUCCAUCUCGAGUUUUUGUGUCCCGGUGAUUGUAAGCGAUGGUAUCGAGCUACCUUUCAAAGAUGUUAUAGAUUACAGAAAGUUCUAUGUGUUUUUGAGGAGUGAUGCGGCUUUGAAGCCCGAGUUUUUGGUUAAGAGGUUGAGAAAAGUGAAGCCUCAGAAGAUUUUGAAGUACCAAAAGGCUAUGAAAGAGGUGAGACGAUACUUCGAUUAUACGCAUCGCAAUGAAACUAUGAACGAGAUUUGGAGGCAAGUUACUCAGAAGACACCCUUAAUCAAACUUAUGAUCACUCGUGAAAAGCGAAUGAUUAAGACAGAAUCAAACGAAGAGCAUUCUUGCGAUAAAUCUGAGAAGCCGCCCCCUCGGGCUAAGUUCUCGACUGGCACUGAUGAACUCAUGAUGUUGGCUUUGGCUCUGUCAUGGCGGGUUGUUUUCGGACUUGGUGGUUUUGGCGUGAGAUGCAAGCACAGUGAAGAAGAAAUAAGCAAUUUAAUGUCACAGCUUUACACAAUAUAUAUCAUCUACAAUAAUAACAACGGAAAAGGGCCACUUUUGGUUUGCUUUGCUUUAAGACCACAGAGUUUUAAAAUAUUCUUUAUGAUGGGAUACACUAAAACUCAAGAUCAAAGCACAACAAGGAAGAAGGAAAACGCGAGACGGAUGAGAGUCGUCAACGAGAGAAAGUAUCAAUCUCCCAAUGAAAAAUAUGGAACUUGUGAGUGUGUUGAAGACGUUAAUUGCUUGGGUCGAAACAGGAAAAAAACUUUGAGCAAGAACAAUGAUGCUGACGAAAAGAAACUUUUGCCCAUUACACUGCUUGAGAACGAAGAUGAUGUUGUGAUCAAACAUGAAGGACAGUCAAGAGGGAAUAGGCGAGCAGCUAAACAAGGGAGGCAUACAUCUAAGUUUUGUCUGCAUCCAGCUGGUGAUACUUCUUCUACUUGCAGAUUGUUUGAUUCCAUCCCGAGGUUUUGUGUCCCGGUGAUUGUAAGUGAUGGCAUCGAGCUACCUUUCAAAGAUGUUAUAGAUUACAGAAAGUUCUAUGUGUUUUUGAGGAGUGAUACGGCUUUGAAGCCCGAGUUUUUGGUUAAGAGGUUGAGAAAAGUGAAGCCUCAGAAGAUUUUGAAGUACCAAAAGGCUAUGAAAGAGGUGAGACGAUACUUCGAUUAUACGCAUUGCAAUGAAACUAUGAACGAGAUUUGGAGGCAAGUUACUCAGAAGACACCCUUAAUCAAACUUAUGAUCAAUCGUGAAAAGCAAAUGAUUAAGACAGAAUUAAACAAAGAGCAGUGUUCUUGUUUAUGCUCAAACAAUACUGUUGAAUGUGCACAAAAUUCAUGGCGAAUCAUGAACCAAGUCGGAAGGUCAUGCGAUAAUUCUUGCGAUAAAUCUGAGAAGCCGCCCCUUCGGGCUAAGUUCUCGACUGGCACUGAUGAACUCAUGAUGUUGGCUUUGGCUCCGUCAUGGCGGGUUGUUUUCGGACUUGGUGGUUUUGGCGUGAGAUGCAAGCACAGUGAAGAAGAAGUUGGUUUUCUGUUUUUCUUGUUUUAG